CACUGUGUGACAGGACACAUCCAGGGGUGGUGACGGUGGGGUCCGGGACAUUGUCCAUAAGGUCGGACUCCAUGAGUAUGAUUCUGUCAGGCUGUGGUUGGCCCAGUCUGUGAGAGAGCUCACCCAGCGUUGGCACUAGCCCAGCCCCCCCACCCCGAUGGUAGUGAGGAGGGUCUUCACAGGGUAGGCAGGGCUGUUUCUGCCAGUGUCUGACCUGAUGCCGGCUGACCCGUCCGGUUUCAUUUCUCUGAGGCUUUGGAGCAGUUGGUACAACUGGGCGGCUUGCUGGGCCAUGUCAGAGGGCAACUGAGAGGUCAACCCCAUUACUGAGGGCCUGGAGUCACGUGUAGGCCCAGACCAGGCUGCCCACACCAUCCACAUGAGCUCGACAUCGCCGCAUUACCACUUCAACGCAACGUACUCGGGAACGCAACAGGCUGGUCCUGGCGAAAGCUUCCCGCUGCUGGUGGGUGAAAUGGAUAGUUCCGGAAGCUUAAAUGCGCAGUGCGUCCUCCUGCUGGCCGAGAGGAUCCGCGCGAAAGCGGCGUUUCAGACGCAGCAGGACAAGUUUCUGACCUGGCAGUUUGACUCGGAGUAUCGAGGGGACAACUUCACAGCGAGCGUCACCCUCGGCAACCCAGACAUCAUCAACGAAUCAGCCAUUGUGGUCGGGCACUUUCUACAGAGCGUCACCCAGAACCUGGUCCUGGGAGGUGAGAUCGUCUACCAUCGGAGGCCCAACGAGGAAGGGGCCAUCCUUACGUUGGCAGGAAAAUACGCCACCCCUCAGUGGAUCGCCACCCUGAACAUCGGUCGCGGUGGGGCUCACGUCAGCUACUACCACAGGGCCAAUGAUCAGGUUCAGGUGGGCGUGGAGUUUGAGGCGAGCUCCCAGACCCGGGAGACAGCCUUCUCGUUCGGGUACCAGCUCGACCUCCCACAGGCAAAGAUGGUGUUCCGAGGCUCCCUGGACAGCAACUGGGUCGUGGGGGGCGUCCUGGAGAAGAAGCUCGCCCCUUUACCUCUGACCUUUGCCCUGGGCGCCUUCAUGGACCACAUGAAGGGCAAGUUCCAGUAUGGCUUCAGUGUCACAGUCUGUUGAGUGGACCCACAGAAUUCCGACAUCGCGGCGUUCCGGGGGGUAAACUAUUGGGGUUCGAUGAUGUCGGCCUAUUUUGAAAUGUUGACAAGUCACGUCGUGGUCUGAUCAAGCUGGUUGAAGGAUCGAAUUGUCUCAUUGGACGGACACAAUUCUUUCUAAACCAAAAAAAAACCGAAAAGAACUGGGGACGAUGUCAAUCCGAAACCGAAGUUGCUGGAAAAGCUCAUCAGGUCUGGUCGCAUCUGUGGGGCGAAAUCUAAGUGAACCCUUCGGGGGCAGUGGACCUUCCUCUCGGUUCCUUCAGGGAUGAUGAUGUCAACGAGAAGCGGCUGGUGCAGGUUGGUCAGGGGCGGUCACGGGCAGCGGCUCUCCACCUGAAUGACGGUGGUUGUGGUUGUUGGAGGGUCAGCCCAGCUCCAGGACAUCUCUGCUGGAGUCCCUCAGGGUCGUGUCCCAGGCCCCAACCAUCUUCAACUGCUUCAUCAAUGUCCUUCCCUCUGUCAUAAGGUCCGAAGGGGGGAUGAUUGCACAGUGUCCAGCACCAAUUGCGACUGCUCAGAUACUGAAGCAGUCCGCGCUCAACUGCAACAAGAUCUGGACAAUAUCCAGGCUUCGGCUGACCAGUGGCAAGUUACACAAACGCCAGACAAUGACCAUCGCCAAUAAGAGACACUCUAACCACUUCCCCUUGACAUUCAACGGUAUUAUCAUCCCAGAAUCCCCCACUGUCAUCAUCCUGGGGGUUACCGUUGACCAGAAACCCAACUGGACUCCCCCACAUAAACCCAGCGGCUACAGGAGCAGGUCAGAGGCUGGGAAUCCUGUAACUCCCCUCCUGACUCUCCCCCCAAACCCUGUCCCACCAUCUACAAGGCCCAGGUCAGGAGGGUGUGAGGGAAUACUGCCCACUUGCCCCUGGAUGGGGGCAGCUCCAACAACACUCAAAGAAGCUCUACCCCCUCCAGGGACAAAGCAGCCCCCCACUUGAUUCGCCCCCCCCCACCCACAAACACCCCCUCCCUCCCUCCCUCCCCCCACCGACACUCAGUAGCCGCAGUGUGGACCAUCUACAAGGUGCCCUGCAGAAAUCCCCCAAAGCCCCUCAGGCAGCACCUUCCAAACCCCACGGCCACUUCCAUCCUGAAGGACAAGGGGCAGCAGGUACAUGGGAACACCAGCCCCCUGCAAGUUCCCCUCCGAGCCCCUCCCCAUCCCGCCUCGGGAAUAUAUCGCCAUUCCCCUCAGUGUGGCUGGGUCCGAAUCCUGGAAUUCCGUCAACAAGGAAGAAGAAUAGGGAGCAUCAGAAGCUCACCACUCUACAAAAGGCGAGGACGUUAUCACAACAAAGACCGGGCCAUUUGGUCAAUCCACUCUGUUCCCUUUCCCAACUCCACGGGAACCUCCUUGACCCCUCGAUCUUUCCCUCAACUCCAGCAGUGUCUCCUCGCCACCAUUUCUUCCCUCUGUGAUUAUCCGUUGACCACUCCAUGUCGGAAUGCAUUCCAUAUUCUCCCGCUCUCUGGGGGAAUUUUCUGCUGAAUUUCCAAUUGGAUUGGUCAGUGAUUGCCUUAUCGCCCCCUGGGUUCUGGUCAUUGCAUCAAAGUACGUGGGGACCAGAACUGUGCACGGUGCUCCAAGUGUGGUCUAACUGAGGGAUACAGAGACCAGAACUGUGCACGGUGCUCCAAGUGUGGUCUAACUGAGGGAUACAGAGACCAGAACUGUGCACGGUGCUCCGAGUGUGAUGUAGCGAAUGUUGUAUGUCACUUUGUCGUGGCCCUUUGUGAAAUGCAUCCUGUAGUUGACCUUUGCAGCAUUUAGUACAAUGUUGAUGUCCAGUCCCUGGCUCCACGUCUCUGAGAGUCACGCUUGGAUUCCCAAGCUAUCAUGUUCUGUAAUGACCCACCCCUGACAGUCUGAGCUAUGUCAGUAUUGUGUAGGGGUGUCCAGUCCAUUAAAGUCACGGCCUCCAGUCCACUUCUCAUUAAAACGAUCACCAGUUCGUUUGGAUGGGCGCAUGAGAGGGAUGGAGGGAGGGAGGCAGAGGGAACAUCAUUUUCUUUUUGGCUGUGAAGGUCCCUCUAUAAACAGGGUCCCUAACUGGGAGGGGCAGAGAGAGAGAGAGAGAGUCCCUCUAUAAACAGGGUCCCUAACUGGGAGGGGCAGAGAGAGAGAGAGAGAGUCCCUCUAUAAACAGGGUCCCUAACUGGGAGGGGCAGAGAGAGAGAGUCCCUCUAUAAACAGGGUCCCUAACUGGGAGGGGCAGAGAGAGAGAGAGUCCCUCUAUAAACAGGGUCCCUAACUGGGAGGGGCAGAGAGAGAGAGAGUCCCUCUAUAAACAGGGUCCCUAACUGGGAGGGGCAGAGAGAGAGACAGACAGACAGGGACUGAGUCCCACUUUAAACAGGGUCCCUGACAGAGAGAGAGAGAGACGAUGAGCCCUGGUUAAAUAGUAUCCCUGACAGAAAGACUCCCUUUUCGGGUCCCUGACAGAGAGAGUGAUUCGCUGAAAUGAUAAGGAGGGUGACCAGAUCUGAUUUUCUCCAAUAGCUUGUGUUAAUCAAUUGGAUAUCUGUAUAUGAGGAAAUGAAUAAAAUAUUGAAAUCCACCGAA
Hemiscyllium ocellatum (epaulette shark) is the source of this 3715-nucleotide messenger RNA. RefSeq names its product mitochondrial import receptor subunit TOM40B-like. The coding region runs from base 380 to 1102 and encodes 240 amino acids. NCBI's taxonomy places the organism in Eukaryota, Metazoa, Chordata, Chondrichthyes, Orectolobiformes, Hemiscylliidae. The transcript has 9 exons. Gene Ontology annotation, biological process: protein import into mitochondrial matrix. The record is from RefSeq and is a predicted model, not a curated record. Gene Ontology annotation, cellular component: mitochondrial outer membrane; mitochondrial outer membrane translocase complex. Gene Ontology annotation, molecular function: transmembrane protein transporter activity.